Metarhizium acridum CQMa 102 is the source of this 855-nucleotide messenger RNA. Lineage: Eukaryota; Fungi; Ascomycota; Sordariomycetes; Hypocreales; Clavicipitaceae. The record is from RefSeq and is a predicted model, not a curated record.
AUGGCAAACGUAAAGCAACAAGAUCAGUCCGCAUCUGCAAUCCGCAUCCGCGACAAUCAGCGCCGCUCCCGUGCCCGCCGGAAGGAGUAUGUGGAAAACCUCGAGCGCAAGGUGCAAGAGUAUGAGCGACGGGGCGUCGAGGCCACGCUGGAGAUGCAGCAGGCCGCCCGCACCGUGGCCGUCGAGAACUCGAGGCUAAAGAUGAUGCUGGCGAGCCUAGGCGUUAGCGAGGGCGACGUCGACGACUUCUUGGCCGCGUGCCAGGACCGAGAGGCUGCCGAGGCCCUGUCGAGCGUCAGCAUGCGGCCUGUUCAUCAUGACCAGAGGGAUGAUGAAUCAUCGAGAGACGUCCAGGCUGUACCGCGGCAGGGCAUGAGCAGCGGCAAACCCUAUCCGCAUCCGCAGUCUGUGCCUGGGAACCAUCAGUACGCCUUUGCUCCCGGCGGACACACGGGGUCCACGUCCAGCUCCAGCUACAGCUCAGCAGCUUCCCGCCAGCACACGCCGCUCGAUGUGCUGGCGUCGGCAACGCUCCAGCAGAAUUCUUGCUGUGAGGGGAAAACACGAUGCACCACUGCGGCGUCCGAGGCGCCGAGCCCCUCGACUGUUGAGACCAACACGCGGGCUGUCACGCCUACGUCUUCGCCCGACGCCGCUGGCCUGGUGCAGGGCUUUUCGUCGCCCAUGGAAAUGUCGUGUAGUGCGGCUGCCGCUAUCAUUGCUGAGAUGCAGGGGCACGGGGACAUGGGCACUGCAAAGGCACGGCUGGGCUGUCGUGCGCAGCAAGAGUGUCUGGUGAAGAACGCUAUGCUGUUCCAGAUUUUGGAGAGUGAAGCACGCGGCAACUUUUCGUGA